UGGUGGUUAGUUGUCUGUCGGUUGACCUGGUCAGUCAGGGCGGGAGAGGCGGCGGUUCCGUCCCGUCCGUUGUCGCUGCGUCUGGUCGGAGGAAGCUGCGGCAGCUGCAGGAGAGAUGCCCUGGCUCGUUCUCCUGCUGGCUGCCGGCGGGAUCGCCCUCAUCUCGGCCUUCCUCAUGUUGCUCUACAUCGCGUCGCUGGUGACGAGCCCUAAGCCUCUGUCGUUAUCUGGCGCGCACGUCGUGGUAACUGGUGGCUCCAGUGGCAUUGGAAAAAGUAUUGCCGUGGAAUGCUUUAAGCAAGGUGCUUUCAUAACACUACUUGCAAGAAACGAGGCUAGGCUGCUGGAGGCAAAGAAAGAAAUUGAAAAAUGCGCAGUUAACGAUAAGCAGGUUGUACACUGCAUCUCUGUAGAUGUUUCCAAAGACUGUGCAAAUGUGGAACGGGUCCUGAAGCAAGCUCAAGAGAAGUUGGGUCCAGUCGAUAUGCUUGUAAAUUGUGCUGGAACAUCAGUUACUGGAAAAUUUGAAGAUCUCGAUAUCAAGAAUUUUGAGGGACUGAUGUCUGUUAACUACCUGGGAAGUGUUUACCCAGCUCGUGCGGUGAUUAACACCAUGAAGGAGCGAAGAAUGGGAAGGAUUGUGUUUGUGUCAUCCCAGGCUGGGCAAGUCGGGCUGUUUGGUUACACGGCAUAUUCUGCAACAAAGUUUGCGCUUCGAGGAUUAGCGGAAGCUUUGCAAAUGGAGGUAAAGCCCUAUAAUGUCUAUAUAACAGUUGCCUAUCCUCCAGAUACAGACACACCUGGCUUCACAGAAGAAAGUAAGACGAAGCUUUUAGAGACCAGACUUAUUUCAGAAGCAUCACCUGUCUGCAAGCCUGAUUAUGUUGCUAGAAUCAUUGUUAAAGAUGCCAUACAAGGAAAAUUUGGCAGUACUGUUGGUGCUGAUGGCCACAUGUUGAACGUCAUAACUAGCGGAAUGUCGCCAAUGAAUUCUCUUGGUGAAGCCCUAGAAGCGGUCAUUUGUACAGGUAUUUUCCGCAUCAUUGGCCAGUACUAUACAGCCAGCUUUGACAGCAUAGUUCGCCGCUGCAUGAUACAAAAGGAGAAAUCUGAAAAAAUGGACUGAAUGUGAGCGUUGCUUUAAAAAGUUGAUUUGCUGCUAAACUGGGACUCCCUUUCUGGCCUGAAAAAGGCUCAUCUGAAUAGACAGUGUACAUGACAGGAGGAGUGGGUCCCCUGUGGUGAAAGAAGGAAAUAACUGUAUAGCACUAGAAAAUGAGGUUAUGCAAAAGUGCGAAUGAAGAAGACUGCGUUCCUACCCCCACCCCCUGUGCUUUGAACUAAUAAGCAGAUUGUUGCCUUAGAAAUGAGCCUUUUGAAGGAGCAGAACUCAAGUGGCCUCCUUUAAAUCGACUCUGGACCAUCG
Molecule: messenger RNA, 1426 nt
Organism: Heteronotia binoei (common prickly gecko)
Lineage: Eukaryota; Metazoa; Chordata; Lepidosauria; Squamata; Gekkonidae
Gene: KDSR
Product: 3-ketodihydrosphingosine reductase
Exons: 10
Coding region: 116-1126 (336 amino acids)
Biological process (GO): sphingolipid biosynthetic process
Cellular component (GO): endoplasmic reticulum membrane
Molecular function (GO): 3-dehydrosphinganine reductase activity
Source: RefSeq, a predicted model, not a curated record